Molecule: messenger RNA, 711 nt
Organism: Fraxinus pennsylvanica
Lineage: Eukaryota; Viridiplantae; Streptophyta; Magnoliopsida; Lamiales; Oleaceae
Source: the annotation of a GenBank genome assembly
AUGGCAGCUGAAGUGAGUUCUCUGGUUAGAGUAAUGAACGGUGGUGAUAAGAAUGAUCAAUCAGGUGGUGGUGGUGGGAAAUCAACGGCCCUGAUUACGAAGGAUUUACUUGGUGGACGUUGUAAUCUUGAAUCCAAAGAGUUAGACCUCGACUUGCAAGUACCCUCUGGCUGGGAAAAACGACUUGACUUAAAGUCGGGGAAAGUUUAUAUCCAGAGAUGUAAUUCUUCAAACUCAUCCUCGUCGACUUCAGAGAAUAAGCAGCAAAAGGCAAAAUCAGUUGCAAAGUUUCAAGACCUCAACUUCCCUCUGGCAUCAAAUGAACCACUGAAUCUUUUUGAUGAGGCUGGUUUAGACUUGAAGCUGGUUCCAUCGUCUACCUCAUCGCCUUCGUCAUCCAAUUAUCAAAGUGUAUGCACUCUAGACAAAGUAAAGUCUGCACUUGAGAGGGCAAAGAAAGAAACAUUUAGGAAACGCUCAAUAUCAAUGUCGAAAUCAUCAUCACCACCUUCAAAUUCUUCAUCCUCGGUUAAAGAUAGUGAUAUUGAUUAUGAAGAGAAGUCAUCGGGCUCGUUAGCUGCUGGCUGUCCCAGUUGUCUGAUUUAUGUGCUAAUAUCAAAGAGCAACCCAAAAUGCCCACGAUGCAACAGUAUUGUUCCAUCGCCGGUGGUAGUCAAGAAACCUCGAAUUGAUCUUAACAUAUCUAUUUAA